GUUUAAAAAAAAAGUUGUUGCAGCAAAAAUAUAUAUUUGCCCUUUAAGCCACAUUUUAUAUAAUAAAUAAUGAAAUUUUGAACUUUUCCUAAUUUGUGUGACUCCACAUUUUUAAAGAAAAAGUCUUCUCCGUUUCCAUGGGAACGUUCAGCGUCCCGGAAGUUGACUACUAUGUGUUUUCCAUCAUGGCGGUGCAGAGCUGGUCGGAGGUGCUGAGGUCUGCUAAGAAAACAGCGCUAAUUUCUGAUGGAAAAAGGAAAGUACACUACCUGUUUACAGACGGCAGUGAGAUGGCUGAAGAAUACGACAUGAGAACAGAUGAACUUAUCUUGCGACAGUUGCGCUCUAAAACCAAACUGGGUGGAGCAGGACAGUGGCAAGUAGAAGUCGGUGAAAGAAACCCCAGUGCUGUUCCCUCCACAGACACAGAAAUCAAAGAAAGUAGCUCUAAUCCUUUGUUUAUACGUAAAGACACGAAGGCCAGUUUCCAGUGGAGAGUUCGCAACAUCCCGUACCCCGUAGACACUUAUAGUGUUUCAGUGGAGCCUGCUGAACGAUGCUGCAUCAUCCGGACCACGAACAAAAAGUACUAUAAGAAGUUCAGUAUUCCAGACCUCGACCGCUGUCAGCUGCCUCUGGAGAGCGCAGCCUUGAGCUUCAGCCAUGCUAACAACACUUUAAUCAUCAGUUAUAAGAAGCCCAAAGAGAUUUUAACACUGGAACAGGAGCUGAUGAGGGAAUUGAAGAAGCUGAAGGGGACAAAUGAAGGAGACGUUGACUGUAAAACCCAGUGAACUGGCGAGGACUCUUGACUUUCUUCGUCUGUGCGUCUGUUCAGAACUCCUCAGUGCAGUGUUCUUGCAGUCCACAGUUUUGCACUAGCUUUCUUUUGUAUGUACAGACAAAAUGAAUGGCAGUUUCUGAUUGGAUGUUCACUGUUUGCUUUUUAUAUGAAGUUUCAAUGAUACAAAGCUGCUUAGAAGAAAACUGUUUAAUAUAAGCUGUGAUCAUUAAUGCACAGCAAGAAUACAAUGAUAGAUUUCUAAAUUUACUCUUUCACUUUUUUCUGCUUCAGAAUAUUCUGCACUGUGAUAGCAUGUGUGUACAUUUUGUAUGAAACUCUUGUCUGGCAAGAUCAAUAAUACUCUUGUUUUGUUCAUUCGCUUGUAUUAAAAAUCCCUGAAUUUCA
Molecule: messenger RNA, 1189 nt
Organism: Astyanax mexicanus (Mexican tetra)
Lineage: Eukaryota; Metazoa; Chordata; Actinopteri; Characiformes; Acestrorhamphidae
Gene: dpcd
Product: deleted in primary ciliary dyskinesia homolog (mouse)
Exons: 7
Coding region: 138-794 (218 amino acids)
Source: RefSeq, a predicted model, not a curated record